CUUUGCAUAUUCUUUAACAAUAUCAAAAUGGAUGAAGUGUUCAAAAGAGAGCCAGAAACCCAGAAAGACUUAGAAAGCAAGGUGAAGGAAUACAAGUGCAUUCUUGCAGAAAAGGCAGAGGAAUCCAGGGUUUUGAGAAAAAAGGUUGAGGAACUGGAGCUUAUGAUAAACAAAUCUCAGUUCUACUGUGAUGCUGUUCAAGGUAGGCUAGAUUCGGUCAAGGAACUUGAAUCCUCAGGUUCAUGCUGCAGUGAUGAGGAGCUGGGGAGUGACCUCAGCCAGUUGCGAGAAAGAGUCACAAGCUUGGAAGGACUUUUGAAACUCAAGGAAAUUGCUGAAAAAGAUCUGAGCAAUAGCGUUAAUGAAUUGGAGAAAAAGUUAGCACUCAAAUGUGAGAAGGAACAAAUGCUUCUUCUGCGAUAUGCCAAAAUGGACCAGCUAGUGAAGCAAAAGGAAGAUGUUGAAAGAAGACUUCAGGAAAGGUACAGUCAGGUGGAGGAACAUAAGCAGCAGAGUGAAAAUUCAGAGGAAGAGCAUGAGGAGAAGAUUAAGAAGUUGACCAGAGAAAUCACAGAGAGGGACACUGUGCAAUCUAAGCUUGAAACAGCCAACAGUGAUCUGGUUAAACAUGUUAAUGACAUCAAUGAUUCGAAAAGGCUACUCGAGGCCAAAGUUGACCAGUUGAAUGGUGAACUAGAACAGAAGGUCUACAGUGAAGCGAAACUCAACCAGCAGUGUUUACAAUUAGAAAAAGCUAAUAAGGACUGGGAGAUCCUUAAAGAGCAUCAGAGAGAGCAGUUUGCAAAAAGGGAGAAUAUGCUUAAGUGUAAAAUUAAAAGUCUUAGAAAAGAGCUUCAAGACAAAGAUGAAGCCUUACUAGGCAAAAGGUUUCUUGUGCUACAGCAAAUGAAUCAAGAUGAAAACCACCGUGAAAUGGCAGAAAGUGCUCAGGAGAUGGUGAUGGAAAAAGAGAAACAUCUAGAGGAGCUGGAGAGAAUGGUGGAUUCUGAAAAAGACUCGGUUGGAACAAUCAUCAAGAUGAAAACCAAGUACGAAAUAGAAAUUAACCAGAAAGAUAGAAACAUUGACGAACUGACAGAUGAACUUGAUAACCUCAACGAGGAGAUGAGGGAAUUACAGGAGCAACUCAGACAGCAGAAGGAGUUAGAAAGAACGCUUCAAGAGAAGAACAAGGUGCUGCAAGACCUACUUGAAGAUAUGGAGAAAGGCAACUCGAAGAAUGGGCAAGAUAAGAUUGCACGCAUGGAGAAGCUGUUGAGCAUGAGAGAUGAAACUGUGCAAGAGCUCCAGGACAGGGUAGCCAGUCAAGAACAUCUACUUAAGGAAAUGGAGGAGACCCAAAGAAGGUUAUCCCACCGCAACCAGGAGUUGGGCACCAAGCAACGUGGGCUUAGUGACGAAGUUCACAGGUGGAAGGUAAAGUGCUCCAACUAUGAACAACGUGAAAAGGAAGCAAGGGCUGAAAUUAAACAACUGAAGGAGGUUAUUAACAAACAUGAGUUCAAAAACACAAACUAUGAGUGGCAACUGAAAGAAAAAGACAGUGAGAUAAAAGAGCUAAGUGCCAUGAAGGAUAAGGAAGUGGCAAGCUUAUUGGCCGAACUUAAACGGUUAAUGUUGGAGUUUGAAAGCAGGGAGAAUGCUUUGCUGAAGGAGAGACAAAACCUGGAGGGGCAACUGAAGAAAAAAAGAAAGGAACUAGAGGCCUCUGAGGACAACUAUCAAAAGCUGAAGCGACAGUUUGAAUCGUUAGAAGAAAAGGAGUACAUACUGAAACAAACAGAAGCUGCACUUCAGCUCGGCAAUAAAAUGCUUGACACCCAGCUAUCACAAAAAUCUCAGCUUGUGAUAUUGUUAGAGGCAACAAUAACCAAAGAACAACAGAUGUCCAACAACAUGAAAAAGGAGGUGUGCAUUAAAGAUAUGAAUAUCAAAAGACUUCAAGAGCAGGAAGCAAUGUUGCAGUCAAGAAUAAAAGACUUUGAAGAGGACAUGGAAGAGGCGAGGAUUGAAAGGAGCCAACAGCCUGAAAUUCAGCUGGGUCACCAGGAUUUCCAGGUCCUCAGACAGCGGGUGAAGGAUUUGGAGCGCAGUCUCCAAGACAAUGUCAGCAGCUUCACGGAAUCAGAGGCAGCCCUUAGAAACAGAAUAAAAGAACUGGAAACAUCUGAAAAGAACUUCCUGGUUAAGAUAGAUGAUCUCAGGACAAAGACACAGCUACCCAUCCUCACCAGAUCACGGCAAGAACGGAAACUUCAACAUCUACGUGAGGAGAUAAGAGCAAUGGCAGAAGAAAAGGAGAAAUCAGACAGGGCCAUGAAGGAAAAGCAGCACCGACUGCAGGACAAGAUAAAAAUAAAGGAAGAUGAGAUGAAGAAACAGUCUGAGUAUUUUGAGCACUACAAACAGAAGCUGCAGCACAAGAUGAUGCUUCUAAAAGAAAGGGAGCAGUGCCUUCAAAGCCAGGUCUUCAGACUGGAGAAAGACAUGAUCGACCUCACCGCCACUGUGGCUCUCCUCAGGGCCCAGCUGGAGCGGCACACUUCGGACGCUGCAGCCUCUAGGAAAACCCUGGGAUCCAUAGAGUUUGAUGCAGAGAUGACCAGGAUGGCCUCCUUCCAUGAAGACGGUGAAGGCAGGAUUAAAGCCCAUAUCCACAGCCUCCAGGAUGAAAUGAACAGUUUGCUGGAAAGGGAGGAAGUGAGCCACAGAGAAAAGAGGGAGCUGCGGGACAGGCUGCAGCAGGCUGAGGAGAACGAGGAGUUUCUGGCUAGGAAGCUGGAGGAUUUCCGGUCUCGCAUUCACGAACUGAAGCUGUCCGAGAGCAGCCUUCUGGAGGAGGUGGAGGAGCUGCAGGGUGAGAAUGAGCUGCUGAAAAGAAAACUGUCCGAGGUGGAAGAAGACCGGCUCUCUAGGGGAGAAGAUGCUCAGCAGGUGAAACAGCAGCCUGGGAAACAGGAAGAACUUGACACUGUUGAUAAUGAUGCUGUGGGUGAAUGUGAACUGAAGGAAAAAGAAAUUCAACUAAAAGGACUUGGAAUGCCACAAAAGGAUUCCUUGAAGUCUAAUCAGCUGAAUAGACUUUACAACACAAUCACAGAGCUCAUGGAAGAGCAGGAUUCACAAAGCCGAUACAAAGAACUGAGGAGCACUCUAAGCCACCUUCGAUCCCAGCUUCAGACUGGGGACAUCAUCUUCAGAGAGGAGCUGCUCCAGUUGAAGUGGGAGGCUAUACUGGAUCCAUCUCGCAACAAAGCAAUUCAGACCCCUUCACUGAUACAGUGCAUCAAGGAAGCAGUUACCAUUGCAAGAUUGGUUCCACAGUAUGGAAAUACAAACCUGUGUGCCUGUGAGGGUUUGCUGGAGCCGACUCUUAUCCCGUUCUUGGAAAACAACUCGUGUGUCUUUGCAGAUGUCAUGCAAGCUGUCCGUUGUGGGGAUUUAGAGCAGGUCAAUCUAUACCUCCAGAGGCCAGACAUUCAAACAAAACUGUCAUUGUUACUUGGAUCAUCUCCAGAGCAAGACAGUAAAAGACUGUCAACAUUCUGGAUGAAUAAUUCUACCCAAAGAGUCCAGGAAAAUGAAAAUGAAAAUGAAGACAUACCUCCCUCAGCCCAGAAGGACACUAUAGGGAUCCAACCACAACCUGACCUGUUGGAGCUUGUAAGCCACAAAAUUCAGAAUACCAAGUCAGACUUCAUUUCCCUAGUCACAAAAACGCUAGAUGUUGAUUGUAACAAUAUGGACAACAAUCACAUCGCCAGUGACUCUGUUCAUGGGUCUCAUAGUUUUAUGAUGCUAAAAUCUCCAACACCAAAUACAGAGUCUCCAACACUGAAUAUAGAAUCUCAAACAAAUAUAGAAUCCCUCAAAGAAAUUAUUCUGAACCUUGAAUCUGAAGUACAAUGUCUACAAAAUGAGAAGACAGACUUGGAAAACAGCUUACGCAGUAAAGACGGUCUGAUACAAAAAACAUCUGAGGAGAAUGCCAAACUAGAAGAAAAUCUGAGGUUGGCUGAGCAACAAGUUCAGUUGUUUUCCCAGGAGCUGGAAGCUGUAAAAGGGGAAAGCGAUUUAAAAUUGGAAACAACUAAAAAUAACUGGAGACAGGAAAACAAAGUUCUGGGGAGACAGAACGAGGAGCUUCUCAAUCAGAUUGCGAUACUAGAAGCAAAUCUUCAGAGCCAGGUGGUUAAAAUGCAUGAGGAGAACAUUCAGCAUCAGCAAUACCUUCUCAGACUAGAGGAUGAGAAAAAACAGAGCUCCUUCUUAAUUUCAAAGCUACAAGAAAAUAUGGAAGAGAAGGCCAAGGUGAUUGUUGCCCUACAGGAAUGCUCAGCGGAGAUUACUCGAGUGCAAGCAGACAAUGCGCAGCAUCAGCUGAACAUUUCUAAACUGGUAGAGGAGAAAAAACAGAGCUCUCCCGUAAUGUCAGGCUUACAGGGAAACCCAGAUAAGAGUUCUGAGGUGAUUGUUGGUCAGCCGAAAGAGCUAAAAGAAAGCUCUGAAGAGAUCCUUUGCUUGCAAAACGAGAGUGUUCAGCAUCAACAGAACCUUUCCUUGCUAGAGGGUGAUAAAAAACAGUAUUCUGACUCAAUUUCAGAGCUACAAGAAAAAGUGGAGGGGGGUACGAAGGUGAUUGUUGAUCUACAGAAAGAGCUGAAAGAAAGCUCUGGUGUGAUCAUUCAUCUGCAAGAAGAGAUCAGUCAUUACCAGCAGACCAUUUCCAAGAUGGUCGAAGAGAAAAAGCAGUGCUCCUAUUCUAUUUCAGAAAUGGAAGAGAGUACUAAGGUGAUUGCUGAGCUCAAAGAAGCCUGUGGAGAAAGUGUUUGUGUGCAAGAACAGAGCCUACAGAAUCAGCAGAAGCUUUCCAAGGUAGAGGAUGAGAGAAAACAGUGGGGCCUCAGAAAUGCAGAGCUACAGGAACAGAUAAAAGAGGGUUCUGAUGUGAUUGUACAUCUAAAUAAAUCCCUAGAAGAACCCCUGGGAGAGAUCAUUCAUCUACAAGAAGAGAAUAAUCAGCAGCAGCAGAUCAUUUCAAAGCUUGUGGUUGAAAACAAACAGCACUUCCAAACAAUUUCAGAGCUGCAGAAAAAUAUGGAUGAGAGCAGUGAGGUGAUUGUUAACCUAAAGAAAUGGCUGCAGGAAAGCUCUGUGGAGAUUACUCGUCUGCAAGUAGAGAACGUCCAGUAUCAGCAGAACAUUUCGAAUCUGAUGGAGGACAAAAAACAAUGCGCUCUUACAAUUUCAGGACUACAGGAAAAGAUGGGAGAGAGUUCUGAGGUGAUUGCUAACCUACAGAAAGAGCUAAAUGAAAACCAUAAGGAGCAAAAGCAUCUUCUAGCAGAGAACGCUCAGCAAUUGAAGAAACUUUCCAUGCUGGAAGAUGAGAAAAAACAGUGUUGUUACACAAUUUUAGGGCUACAGAAAAAGAUGGAAGAUAGCUAUCAGAUUGUUGAUCUGAAGAAAGAGCUAAAAGAACGCUCUGGAGCAGUCAUGUGUUUGCAAAAUGAAAACGCCCAACAUCUUCAGAACAUUUCUAAGCUAGUGGUUGAGAAUAAACAGUGCAUCAACACAAUUUCUGCAUUGCAAAAAAAGGUUGAAGAGAGCUCCAGUCUGAUUGCUGAGCUUGAAAAGGCCCUGAAAAAAAGUUCUGGGGAAAUCGUUUGUCUGAAAGAGGAGAACUCUGAAGUUUCACUAAAAAUGAACACCCUCAUUGAAGAGAAAGAGAAUUGUGUUCAAAAGCUCUCUGAACAGAGAGAAGAGAUGGAAAAAAGCUUCAAGGUACUAUCUGAGCUCCAAGGCGAGAAAGAGCACUGUCUCCAGAAAAUAUCUGAACUAGUAGAAGCCAAUAAAAUGAUUGAGCAUGAAGUUCUGAAGCUUAAAGAAGAGAAAGAAAUAUAUUCUCAAAAACUUUUAGAUCUGCAAGUGGAAAAUGAGAGAGGCAAGCAGACAGUGAGUUGCCUACAAGAACAGAAAAGAGAUUUGGAAAGACAAAUGGGUGUCAUUCAGAGAGAUGAAAGCAUCAGUGCCGAAAAUAGGGAACUGAGAGAAAGAGUUUUAGUUUUGGAAGACUGCAAAAAAAUAAAUAUGGAUGAGACUGUAAGAGGGCUGAAGGGUGAAGCUGACAGAUUAAUGAGAGACAAUGAGCUGUUGUUGGACCGAAUCGACAACCUAGAAUUGAACCAAGCGGCAGAGGUGAAGAUAAAUCUGGAACAAGCUCACCGAGAAAAAGAAAUACUGCUUCAAAAAGUAAACAUAUUAGAAAAGAAAUCUGCAGAGCAAAGUAAUAAAAAGGUGAAAGUAGAUAAAGCAUGCCAGGUUGCAAGGAGUAGUUUACUAGCAGUUAACCAAGAAGAGCAAAGAGAAUAUGUGGGAGCCCCUUCCCAUAAGGCAGAGGACAAUGCAAUAUCAUCAAACUCAGAAAAUGCACUGCAGAAAAAGGACUUAAUCUCAUCCAGGAAUGAAGUGGAUGGUGAUGUCACACACACAAAAAAGUGGAUGUUGAUGUCAUACAAAACUGGGAAUCUGGAAAAUACUAUCCAGGAGCAGCCUGGAGUGACUGAAGAAGACAUUGAUUUGAAAAAGCAGCUUGAAAGAACAGAAACAAAACUGAGGGAAUCCCGGGGGGAGUUAGAAAAAACAAAGGCUGAGGCACAGAAGUGGUACAAAGACCUGGGUUUUGCAGAGUCGAAACGGGAGGAUGCUGUGAAAAAAUUGUCCCAGGCAGUGAAUGAAGUUAAGAGAAUGAGGGAAGCUUCAAAAGAUUCAGAAAUUAUGAAAAAUGAGAAUGUUAAACAAAGAGAUAAGAUAAGCAAAUUGACAAACAGAAUCCAAGAACUGGAGGAUCUACAGAUAGAUGCCUUGGCACAUGAACAGCACAUUUUAACAUUACAAUCCCAGCUCAAAGACCAGGCAGCUUUGGAGAAGAGUCUUCACGAUUUACAGGACAAACUUGUACAGCUAAAGACACAACUUAGUGUACAGUCUUCUGUUGGAAAUGAUUUGAGAGCAGAGAAUUGUGCUCUGAAAGACAAGCUCAGCCAUAUGGAAGAAUGGAGCAGUGCGGUCAAGGGUCUGAAGUCUAGAUACGAUGCAAUGAAAAACCAGUUUGAUGAGCUUGAAAGGAAGAAAACAGAAGCGGAAUUAGAUGUGGCCCCGUUAAAGGCCAAGCUGGCGUGCAUAGUGCAGAAAUGUCAUGACAGGAACAGCCUGAUCAUUCAGAUGGUCAGGGUGCUGCGCAGACAUGGUGUGAUCGACCUCAGUCUGAUUGAAGAGGCCGAGGACCUGGUGAAUGACACCGCACUGUUUGAGUACUCCAAGGCUUUUAGUGCUGCACACGGCAGUCAGGACUUUUAUGAAGAUGUAUGGGUCAACGAAAAGAUGAAUGAAAAAGAAGGUUUUCUGCAGAGUUCCCUCUCCAGUGGCAGGGGGAGCCUCCCAGAUCUGGACGGGUCUCUGAAUUACAGAUCCUGUGUAGCCAAAGCUGAUUUUACCCCUUCCCCUGACAUGCCAAGGACAGUGCUGCCAACUCUGCCUCUAUCUGCUGGGGAAGCAGUCCAGGUCACAGGCAUGCCAGACAGUCAUGGGCUAUACCAUGCAGAAGUGAAGGGAGAGGUGGGGCUGGUACCAGCUUGCUUUUUGGAAGAGGGGGGUGGCCUACAUGAAGUGUACAUGCCUCGUAGCAAGUGUGCCAGUCCAAGCCCAAGGUUAACUAGUCCAGAGAGGAUCAUACACCUGCAUCAGCAGCUGCACCAAUCACAUCGCAGCAAUUACCAGGUGGCCUCAUCUGCUACUUCUGAAUCCAAUUCUGAGACAGACCGCAGUACUCUCUCCACCCCCUGUCUAGUCCAAGAUGGCACAUCCCUCCCUACAGGAACACAGGUCAAGAAUGAACUGGAACAACCUGGCUGCGCCAUUCGCUCUCAGACAAGGGGGGACGUGCAGAGUCCAAACAGUGAUGACCAAGUGAAGGGUCAGAUUAAUGAGCCAAGUGGAAGAUAUAACAACCAAGCUAGGAGAGAUGCAGGAUUCGAACUUGAUGACACAUGGCUCUCUAGGGAGAAUGCAGAUUGCUCACACUCAGCAGCAGCAAGGAGCAAUUUGUCAGACUUUUCAUUACUAAACAACACCCAAGGGAAGGAUGUCAAGGGGGCAAGGUCCAGUAAAGUACUCAUGAAAGGAGCUAUAGGAGUAAAGCAAGCACCCCCAUCACCUGUUGGCUCAGUCCAGAUUAUAAAGACCGUGGGGCAAAGCAGUCUGAUGAUAGGCUGGGAGAGACCUUCAGUGGACGAGCUGGGUUGCAGCAACGGAACUUUCAUUCAUGGUUACAGGAUAUAUGUCGAUGGGGAAUUUCACAAAUCUGUCAUGAGCUCAGCCUGUACUAAGGCUGUGUUGGAGAACCUCGAUCUGUCUGUACCAUUUCAAAUCGGCGUUCAGACGCUCGGUGCCAAUGGUCUGGUUGCUGAAAAGGUCCACUGUCACUUUCAGAGCAUCAGUAUGUCCCCCGAGGGAGCUGUGUCAUCCCCGGAGCCCAGUAACUCGCUCGGUCAUCAGUGCUGUGGCAGAUCUCAGCAGAAUAUCAGCCAGCCUCUUCAGUGCACAUCAUUUUCACAAUACGCAGGUGUUAAACCAACUAUGUUUGUUGCCAUCUACAGUUACAGUCCCCUGAAAGACAGCCCCAACAUUCAUCCGAGUCGAGAGGUGGCCUUUAAGGAAGGGGACACAGUCUGGGUUUUUGGAAAACCCAGACGGGAUGGCUUCUGUGAUGCAGAGGCUAAUGGAAGACGAGGUCUGGCCCCUAUAGCGUUUCUCGAAGAGGUUAAUUUUGGACUGCCAAGGAAGUUUAAGGAAAAAACACGAAGACCAUCAGCUCCCACACCAGGGUUUGAUGAGAUUUACUGUGUGGCCAGCUCCUCUGAAGUGCCAUCGAUUAAAGCCCUAGAACAUAAGUUACACAGCAGAAAGAUAUAGUAUAAUUGGGCCUCCAAAAAUUAAAUGGGGUUGAAAAAUGAGUGGAGAACCUGUGAACACACCAGUCUAUGCAGUCCUCCAUGCUGAGGUCCACUCCUGCCCCUUCAUGACUGCUGCUUUGUGUCUAUACAAUGUUUCUGACCUUCAUUUGACUCUAAAGCUUGGUGCUACUGUUCAAUGGCGAUAAAGGUCUUGUGCUGGAGCUUUGCCUCCCCUACGUGCUAAAACUGUGUUCACACAAGUGUUGCCAACUUACCUUGACAAAGAUUACAUUAUUAUUCCAACUGUUAUCUGUUUACUGAACUUUACCACUGCUUGUGAUGAACUUUCUGCUCAAUGCAUUGUCACUGUUCAUAUACUUUUUAGUUAAACCAUUAAGUAAAAUUGCUGCUGUAACCAUCGUCAGGGUUUUAGUAUGUUAUUAGAUAAAAAUGCAGUCUUUUUAUUAUUCGUACAAGUUUCAGAAUUGGAACUAAAAUAUAGGUACAUAUUUACCAAUAUGAGCUGUCCUAUUGGGUUUCAGCACACCACAAGGCUCUUGGGUUUAUCUAUCACAUUGUUUAAGAACAGUGAGAUUUGUGUCCAGAUGUUCACAUUUGCUGUCAGUUUCAUAUUAACUCAGGAAUGCCUGUGUUUAUCUAUAGCAUCAUGACCUAGUAUGUAUACUUUGAGAAGUGUAGAGAAUUGAAACAGAUCACCCAAUUGUUAAUAUAAUAACCUAAGUUUAUGUACCUAAUAGGCAAAUCAUUGAACUGUGAAAUAACAACCUAUACAAUUAUAAAGAAAAAGAAAACCUAAAUUAAUAUACUGCAUUCCAUUAUCUUGGCACGAUUUUUUGGAACCAACAAAAAUACUGCAGGUUACCAGUUUAAUACUAAACUAGUUUUAAAUGAUUCACGUGCAAAACCUCUAAAUUCGACCUUGUCUUGAAUCACUUACAUAAAAAAAAACACUGAUUGACAUUAUAUACACUAUGCCACCAACUCAACAAGCCUUAAGUGGAUUCAAAACCGUUUGUGCUCCAACAUGCAACAUUUGAAACGAUGCAAGACAACUGAUAGAUGCAACUGUCUGUUAUUGACAAAGAGAACUGAUAUGGUGCUCAUUUUAAAACUUAAUUUACAAACUAAUUGAAAUGAGACUAACUGAACAUAAUUUAAUAUGUCAAUAUUACCCUCUUGAAUUGACAGUAAAAAUUAUAAUAGAUUGUUUUGUCAUUGGCACACAGUUAGCAUGGUUUUCUCACAGUGGCCUUUCUUAGUAAUGGCGUCCCUUAACAUUAAUCCAUUAAUCUGGCUGUAAUGCUAGUUUUUGGUUAUACCAAGCAGAGUGUUCAUUUACAUAAUGGAUUAUCGGUUAAAUCCUUUGGAAAUCCUUUAGUGCCUUAUGGAGGCAGAGAGUGAGCAGACUUUAGGAUUACACUACAACACUGUCAUGCUGUCCAUUAUUCAAGAGCUUAAGAAUAAAAUACAUCUGGGGCAAUUUUUGAAGCUUUGCACCUUUUUUUCUAAAAGGAGAAAACUUCUAUUAAAGUUACAAAACUACAAACGAACAACUCAAAAAUUAUAUUUAAACACUGUUAUUAAUUAUUGAGUUAUACGGUAUGUUGGUAAUUCUGUAACAUUUAAUGAAUAUUAUUUUCUACUAUCAAGAAAGUAAAUGGCUUUAAAAAUAUCCCCUAUUGUGCCUUGGGUUUUUGAAAUAAUAUUAGUAUUAAGAGUUUUUUUUUUUAAAUUUAGAUACAGAAUCACCUAUAUUUAACCCUACAUAUGUAGGUAUUUGUUAUAAUUCAGUGUCGUUUUUGUAUGUAAACCCCAUUUCCUUCACUGGAUUGCUGUUUAGUACUGCAAUGUGCUGAAAAUAUGUAUAUACAUUUUUUUAAUGUAAUGAGUAAAUCUGUACCUUCAUUGUUUUUAAGUUUUGUAUCACAGAUGUAUAAUUAACUAUGCCUAAAUGAAAUGCAAAUGUGUGAACAAUGUACUUAAAUCAAAUGUAUUUUUGUAUGUUGAGUUGUAAAUGAUUUAUAUAUACAUUUUGUAAAAACUGUAAAAGUAUGCAUUUUAUUAAAAUACAAAUCUAAAAAAAAAGAAACCAAUUCAAAUUAAACCAAGUUAUCAUGUCUUACGUAAUAAUUGUUUUUAAAAAGUUAGUUCUUUCUGUCCUGUACCAUACACAUGACCCAUCUCUGUAUAAAACACAAUAUUUAUAAUAGUAAUAAAAACACAGUUUUAAUGAAUAGAUUUGGGUACAGAAAGAACUGUGCUCAAAGAAUCUUCUCAAUUCAAAAAUAUGUAUAUUUAAUAAGAGUGAAAUUGCUCGCAUCACUUGAUUUUCAUGGUGUGGUAUCCGAAGCAGAAUCAACAAGUACAUUAUCUGUAAUUGACAAACCCAGGACCUGAAGACCCAAAAAGCUGUCUAACAGGGAUGAGCAAUACUUGAAGAUAAUAUCCUUAAGGAAUAGAAAUAAAACAAGCGUUGAAUUGAUAACAGAACUGGCAGAAGGCACAGGUGUUGUCCAUCAAAUCAAUCGACUUUUUAUAUGAAAUAUAGUAUAUAUAUUUUUUUAUAAGUAAUUAUAAAAGUGUUACGUUGUUCCCACUAGUUGUAUUGUAUGUAUCAUUUUCAUACUCUGUGCCGCUUCGGAACCCAGUGUUCCAGCCGGUUUUGUCUAUACAGCUGUUUAUUGCACGGAACGGGAAAUGAAAGGUCGGUUUGGUUGUUUUUUUUUUUCAAUAGUGUUAUGAUGUCCUCACUUAGUUGUAUUGUGUGCAUUAUUUUCAUACUCUGUGCAGCUUUGGAAUGCCGUGUUCCGGCCGGUUUUGUCUAUAAAGCUGUUUAUUGCACGGAAUGGGCAGUUAAAGGUCGGUUCGGUGGGUUUUUUCAAUAGUGUUAUGUUGUUCCCACUUAAUUGUAUUAUGUGUAUAAUUCUCGUCGUCUUUGCACCUUCAGAACCCAGUGUUCCGGGAGCUUUUGGGUGAUAAAAAGAGGGUUCUGGCCCGGAACGGGUUAAUGACAGCGCGUUAUGAAUCGGUUCUGAUUGUUAAAAUAUUCUCCUCACGUGUGUCUAACUUUUUAUGCUGUUUUUAAAGCAAUUGCAUUAAUUAAAGUACCGUUCCGGGCCGUUCCGUCUCGUUCCGGCUUUUACCCCAUCCCUGAUGUGAGCGAGGUCUCUGGGUCUCUAAUCAACUCUCCCGGUGACAGGGAGGACAAAACGCCGGGAUUAGGAAUCAGUUACCCGACCGGGAAAGAGUUUCUGCAGGACUAGGAGAAUGGAAAGUUACGAUCCAGACACAAACUGAUUUUUUUUAUAUCAAUAUUAUAUAGAGCAUUCCAUUGCAGGCAUGUGUUUGAUUGUAUUUAUUGGCAUUUUUCAAGUGCAAAGAUGUCAUAUGGAAACGUGUUUGGAAUCAUAUUGAUCGAAUUCAUUUCUGUAUUAUAUCACCUCUUUCACCCAGUAAUGUGCUAACCCUAAAGGUAAAUGUUUCCUGAUUUUAAAAAAAUGUAAUCCUACUGAUUAAUCCAAUUGAGAGUUUCCUUUCUGUACCAAAUGCAAGGAAUAUUUUCAAACACCAGUAUAUUACAACUGAGGAAGUCAGCACUUCCGGUCACUUUUUUUUUUUUAAGUAACAAAAACGCUUAUUCACUGCCAAACAUGAACUACUUUAGAUGGCUGCAGUAUAGGAUACUGACCUUGGGUUUAGGGUUUCGGCGUUGGUAGAAGUUUAUUUAUUGUUUUUAUUAACGAUAAUAUGAUAACCAUUCAGAGUGCAGUGGCCUGACAGGAACAUUUGGUGGUACCUUUGUAAGACAGCUAAUAAAAGACUCUUAAGUGCCGUGCGUCGUAAGUCGAAGCGUCAUAAAUCGAGGAGCAGAAAAACGUGUAUGUGUUAAGGUAAAAGUCAGAAUAGAGUAAUCCGUUGCAUAUCUGACUGCGGUGGGACCAGAGUAAGGGCGGAUAUGUAAAAAGUUGGAUGAAUGAAUCCUGUUUUAAAUACCAUUAUACACAGCUGUAACAAUUACUGUGUUCAUAUCAUUAUUGUUUUGAGAUUCAGCUUUUAUUAGGGAGCUCCCCUAAAUUCCUUGUUUAGAAAGAUACAGGGUAUUAGCUUCUGACAGAGUAGCCGUCUGCCAUGUGAGUGUGCGUGCAUUAGCUGCUGAGUGACAGGCAGGAGAUCAAGACUGAGGUUGAAGUUGAUACGCCCCGCAAACAACAGGAUUUAUUUUCAUAUCAAAACACUGAACAGCUCACGUGACACUACCAGCAAUGGCAGCGCAUGGAGCACAUAAGAAGAACAUAAGAAAGGUUACAAAUGAGAGGAGGCCAUUCAGCCCAUCUUGCUCAUUUGGUUGUUAGUAGCUUAUUGAUCCCAGAAUCUCAUCAAGCAGCUUCUUGAAGUGUAAUAAACUCAGUAACUUUCUAAUUAUUGACUCAGAGAAACGGCACACGUACACUUACUCCAAUUAAGUGUUCUUUUAUUUUUCUGUACAAGAAGGUGCUCAUGCUAGCCUGGACCGGAACUAGAAUCUGGGCAGGACGUGGCUCCCCAUGACCCAUGACCCCUUCAGCUAUUGGAGCUGUACCAGGGAUCAUGUUACAAUAACUCAACUGGAAUAAAACGUAACUAAAACCCAGGGGACUAACUAUCAAUAUUCCACAUGAAGGAUCCCAGAGUUUCUGCUUCAACAACAUUACUGGGGAGUUGGUUCCAGACUUCCACAAUUCUCUGUGUUAAAAAGUGUCUCCUAUUUUCUGUUUUGAAUGCCCCUUUAUUUAAUUUGCAUUUGUGAAAAUAUCUUUUCAAAUUUUGAAUGCUUGAAUCAGAUCGCCGUGUAGUCUUCUUUGUUUAAGACCGAACAGAUCAAAUGCUUUUAGCCUGUCUGCAUAUGACAUUUCUUUUAAACCAGGAAUGAUUCUGGCUGCUCUUCAACACAAACACAGGGUACGAAAACUUUGGUAGGAUUUACAAUCUCCAAACUAAUUUUCUCUGUUCAAUAAUAAAUUAACGUUGCUGAAGAGCUUGCUCAUGGUGUAUAAACAGUUGGGGCGGAUAUAUGAUGGGCGGAUGCGACUGAUUACUGUAUUGUCAAAAACUGGUAAAAGUAGACAUUUACCAAGAAAAACGAUAAUUGCCUGAAAUACACAUAAUGCUUUAUUUCAGACAUUUACUGGUAAAUCUCAAGAAUGGCCAAGUGGCUUUGGCUAAUGACCAAAUGUCUAGCAAGAGUCUACAUACUGCUGUAAGUAAGUACAUAGAUCUAUUUAGUGCCUGUAUUUGUUGCAUUUUGUGUCAUAUAACAGAAAGUGUGAUUUUCUGUUGAAAAAAUGAAGGUCCUAAAUGGUUCAAUUUGUAUUUAACAGAAUGUUAUUUUUCAUUAAACUACUACGUAUUUGGAGUACAAUAUCCUUCAACACCAUGUGAAUUGUUUUAUAUGCAGAUUUACCAGAAUGUUUAUUGUUCUUCAUAAGUGUAUCACAAUAUUGUUCACUACCAUGCUGAGUUGCUAAAUUGUGCAUUACUGUAAGCUCAUUAGUGAUUAUUUUGUUAAUGGAAAAUGUGUAUGCAGAAAUAAAUAUAUUGUUUGACAUUCAUGUUUUUUUUGUUAAUGGAACAUUUGUAUGCAGAAAUACAUUAUUGUUCAACAUCAGUGUUUUUUGUUAAUAGAAAAUGUGUA
This is a messenger RNA of Acipenser ruthenus (sterlet), 14667 nucleotides long. RefSeq names its product centromere protein F-like. The record is from RefSeq and is a predicted model, not a curated record. Gene Ontology annotation, molecular function: protein binding. NCBI's taxonomy places the organism in Eukaryota, Metazoa, Chordata, Actinopteri, Acipenseriformes, Acipenseridae. The coding region runs from base 28 to 8994 and encodes 2988 amino acids. The transcript has 28 exons.